Messenger RNA from Dentiscutata erythropus, 381 nucleotides. The record is from the annotation of a GenBank genome assembly. NCBI's taxonomy places the organism in Eukaryota, Fungi, Glomeromycota, Glomeromycetes, Diversisporales, Gigasporaceae.
AUGAUCGAUAAUGAAGUUCUUGGACUUAUUGUACCACUAACACCAAGCAUAGAUUUAUCGGAACCUCCACAUUAUUGGAUCGAUCAUGUUAAGAAUGUUAUCGCGUUUUUUAUGAAAGCUAAUGAUGAUAAGCGACGCGCAAUUCACGCUGAAAUUAAUGAUGAAACUUUAUUCAAAAUACGAGGAGAUUAUGAAUAUAAUGAAUUGGAGCACGAAAUUAAACGUGAUUUUUUUUUAGUACAAGGAUAUUUAUAUUGUGAUUCAAGAAUUUUACAAGCCGCCCAAAGAUUUGAUAUGAAUCUCACAAGCACCAAUUUUCCUCCUACACUGGUUCCAUCAAACAAAUUUGCGGAUAACCCAAAAACAAAAAAUAAUUGUUAA